This is a messenger RNA of Anoplopoma fimbria (sablefish), 5210 nucleotides long. RefSeq names its product protocadherin-15-like. Lineage: Eukaryota; Metazoa; Chordata; Actinopteri; Perciformes; Anoplopomatidae. The coding region runs from base 1 to 5160 and encodes 1719 amino acids. Gene Ontology annotation, molecular function: calcium ion binding. Gene Ontology annotation, cellular component: stereocilium; plasma membrane. Gene Ontology annotation, biological process: sensory perception of sound; homophilic cell-cell adhesion; inner ear development. The transcript has 35 exons. The record is from RefSeq and is a predicted model, not a curated record.
AUGCGACGGGGGUGGUGGCUCGUCAGAUGGCUGGGGACAGGAAUGGCAAUCCUCUCUUUGCUAACCCACAGCUGGGGCCAGGACACAGAAGAGUGUAAGCUGUCCAGGCCAGGCCCCCCUGCAACCAUAGUGACCAUUGAUGAGGAGAGCCCCAACGGUACGGUUUUGGUGGAAAACAUGCAGAUAAAUGGCCGCGCCCAGGACCCAGGCAGGACCAUCUCACUGAUGUUGCUGGACAACUAUGACUACUGGGUGAUACUGGAACCAACACGACAGAGGCUCUACCUCAACAGUACCGGGCGCAUUCUGGACAGAGACCCCCCCAACUACAUCACCACCAUCGUGGUUCAGGUCCAGUGCACCAAUGAGCUGGUUGGUACGGUCAUUUUCCACGAGGUACGGAUUGUUGUGAGGGACAUGAACGACAACACCCCUCGCUUUCAGCAGCCACGCUACUAUGUUGCCGUAAACGAGCUCACACCAGUUGGAACGACCAUUUUCACUGGCUUCUCAGGAAGUAAUGGAGCUACCGACAUUGAUGAUGGGCCCAAUGGACAUAUUGAAUACGGCAUCCUUUACAACCCCAAUGACCCGGCAUCAAACAGAACAGUGAGUGUUGCAAACACCCUUUCAGGACACAUUAUUCUGGCAGAGAGGCUAAACUAUGAGGAGAGAACUCGUUACCUGGUUUUGGUCCAGGCCAAUGACCGCGCUCCGUACCCCCCCAACAGACGGACUGCUACCACAACUCUGACUGUGGACGUUCUGGAUGGAGACGACCUGGGCCCGAUGUUCCUGCCUUGCAUUUUGGUCAACAACACCCGUGACUGCAACCCCCUCACCUACCGUGUUGCUAUCCCUGAAUUCACUGAACCGAGCAAACUGAACCCACUGAAUGUGACCCCUGCAAUCCGGGCCGUGGACAUGGACAGAAACAUACAGCCUCCAUCAGACAGACCUAGAAUUCUUUACUACAUCCUAAUUGGUCAUCCAGUCACAUAUCCAGACUAUUUCUCCCUGAAUAGAACCACUGCAGAGCUGCGUGUCCUGCAGCCCAUCAGUAGGGACUUGUAUCAAAGGUUCACUCUCAUCAUCAAGGCUGAACAGGACAACGGUCACCCCCUCCCAGCCUAUGCUGACCUCAUUAUCGAAAUCCUGGACGAGAACAACCAGGCACCAUAUUUCCAGUUUGUCACCUAUCAGGGCUAUGUGAGUGAGUCCUCCCCAGUGGGCACGACCAUCUCAGCCAGUGCCAACCUCACUGCCCCUCUGGGAAUCAUCGCUCUGGAUAAUGACAUUGAGGAGACGAAAGACCCUAUGCUGAAGAUUACCCUGAAUGACUACACCACGAUCUUCAGCCUGACCCCAACUGGGGUAAUCCGCCACCUGAAGCUCAUCAAACCUGUGGACCGGGAAAAGCAGAUGGCCUAUACAUUCACGAUGGUGGCAUCAGAUGGCGUCCAGCAGAGUAUCCCAGUAACUGUCAACAUCCUGGUCAUUGACGCCAAUGACAAUACGCCCAGGUUUCCUGAGGUCUCCUACAGCGUUGAAGUCUUCACAGACAUGCAGCCCGGGGAGACGGUCUUACAGUUAACAGCAACAGACGCUGAUGAGGGACUGAAUGGUCUGGUGACCUAUGAGAUACUGGCUGGUGACCAGGGACAUUUCAUCAUUAGCAAUCGCACUGGACGCAUCACUGUUGCGCCUGGUGUCACUUUAACUGUUGGACGAUCUUACGCACUCACUGUCAAAGCCUCUGACAAUGCACCAGAGACCCAGAGAAGGAGCUCCAUCACUACUGUGUACAUUGAGGUUUUGCCUCCCAACAACCAGAGCCCCCCACGCUUCCCUCUGCUCACCUACAACCUUGAAGUCAGCGAGGCCAUGAGGUUAGGAGCUAUUCUGCUCAAUCUGCAGGCCACAGACAGAGAAAAUGACCCGAUCACAUACCGCAUUCUGAGUGGGGAUUCCCAGAAGGUGUUCAACCUCUCUCAAACGAUUGGCCUACUGCUUCUGGGAAAGCCUCUGGACAGAGAGACCACAGAUCAGUACCGUCUGAUUGUCACAGCCUCCGAUGGGAACCUUGGAGGGACAUCCACUACUACUGUGAACAUAGUCGUCACUGAUGUCAACGAUAAUGACCCCGAGUUUGACCUGACCAUACCCACAAAUUUUACUGUCCAAGAAGAAAAGGCCAAUUUGUUUGUUGGACAAGUCACGGCCACAGAUCCAGAUGCAGGGGUUAAUGGCGAGGUGCGCUAUCGGAUCGUGAAUCAUCCAGACUUGUUUAUAAUCGGUGCUAAUGGCAGCAUCUACACAAGAGUGCCUCUUGACCGGGAGCUUAGGAGCCAAUAUGACCUGGUGGUAGAGGCCUCAGAUGGGGCAGUGGAUCCACGGCGGACCACCUUGACCCUCUCUAUCCAGGUCACGGAUAUCGAUGACAACAGCCCAGUCUUCUCCCAGCAAACUUAUGUUGUUAACGUACCUGAGAACAGCCCAGUGGGAAUUGUGGUCCUAAAGCUAAGCGCAGUUGACGCAGACCUCGUCUCCAACGUCACGUAUCGGAUCAAGACGGAGUCGGCCAGGCAGCUCUUUUCUCUGAAUCCUGUCACUGGGGAGUUAGCUGUGCUGCAGACCCUGGACUUCGAGGACCUGGCUGCCAUGGGCAUGGGGGCCUCUUUCACUUUCCAGGUGGAAGCUGUCGACCAAGGAGGGGUCAUGCCCCCGGGGCAGGCUACCGUCACGGUCCGCAUCACGGACAUGAAUGACUUCUCCCCCGUCUUUACCCAAGAACUGUAUAAGGGCUUGGUGGCGCCCAAUGCAGAGAAAGGAACUGUCAUCACAACUGUUGUUGCUGAGGACCAAGACCCACCAGGUACUCCGGCCAGUUUUGUCCGCUACAGAGUGGACCAUGAUAGGUCCCCGUACAGUGGGAGCAUCUUUGAUGUGGAAGAGGAAACUGGAAGAGUCAUCACUAAGGUCAACCUCAAUGAAGAGCCCAGUGUCACCUUUGAGUUGUUCGUGAUAGCCUAUGAUGAUGGGGAGCCUGUGAAGUCUAACACCACUCUGGUGGAGAUUACUGUUCUUCAGCCUUCCCGCAUCCCGAUCUUCACCCAGGAGGAGUACAGGUUUCCUCUGGUUAGUGAGCUGGCUCCACUUGGCACAUCGGUGGGAACUAUUCUAGCUGCUGCUGUCAAUCAAACCAUCUUCUACUCCAUUGUGGCAGGAAAUGAACUAGGUCAUUUUCGGGUAAACAACAGGACCGGCGUCAUCUCCACAGCUAAACCUUUGGAUUAUGAAAAUGUGACCAGCUAUGUCCUCCGGGUCCAGGCAGACUCUAUGCUGGUUGUCAUGUCCAACCUGCGUGUGCCUUCUAAAACUAACACAGCCAAGGUGUUCAUUGAGGUGCAGGAUGAGAAUGACCACCCUCCCGUCUUCUCCAGGAGGCUCUACAUAGGCGGCGUGACGGAGGACAGCAAGAUCUUCAGCUCUGUGCUUAAGAUAGUGGCCAAUGAUAAGGACACUGGGAAUUACAGUGAGAUGGCAUACCGCCUGAUCAUUCCGCCCACACCAGAGGGGCAGGACAGCUUCGUCAUCGAGACAUACACAGGUGUCAUCAAGUCGGCCAUCAUGUUUCGAAAUAUGCGCAGGUCCUACUUCAGGUUUGAAGUUAUUGCCACAGACGACUAUGGAAAAGGUCUCAGCAGCAGUGCUGAAGUGGUGGUUUCCGUGGUCAACGCGUUGGACAUGCAAGUUGUUGUGUCCACUGUCCCACCCACUUUAGUGGAAGAGCAUAGAGAGCAGCUCAUUAGUAUUUUGGAGCGCCACGUCCAGGACCAGAUUCCAGGUGCCAAAGUGAUUGUAGAGUCAAUCGGGCCACGUCGCCAUGGCGAUGGCUUUGAACUAGAGGACUACAGUAAGUCGGACCUGAUGGUGUACGCCAUUGACCCGCUUACCAACAGGGCCAUUUCACCCAAGGAACUUUUCAAAUUUCUGGAUGGGAAUGUGCUGGAAAUCAACAAGGAGUUCCAGCCAUAUCUGGGCGAGGGUGGCCGCAUCCUGGAGAUCCGCUCCCCAGACAUUGUGGCCAGUGUGAAGAAGGCGGCCCAAGCUGUGGGCUACACAGAGGGAGCCCUCCUGGCCCUGGCCAUCAUCAUCAUCCUCUGCUGCAUCCCUGCCAUCCUCAUCGUCAUGGUCACCUACAAGCAGUUCAAAGAGCGACAGGCAGAGUGUGCCAAGACUGCCAGGAUUCAGAUGGCUUUACCACCAGGAGGGAAAGCAGCUCCGGCAGUAGCUCCCACUGCUAAUCUCUAUGAGGAGCUAGGCGACAGCAGCAUCAGGCGAGGCUACGGCAGACAGGAACUUUCCAUGGAGUCAGGUAUCGACCCGGGCCAGGACUACACACAAGACUACUAUAAUUACGACCAAGGGUAUGACAUUCCUCAGUAUGGCAGUCGGAGGAGGCUGAUAUCUCCCAUGUAUGAUGAAUAUGGAGAGGUGAUCAUGGAGGAUGAUGGGUAUUUCUACAGUCCACAUGGCCCUGAGAUUGGGAAAAAGAAGCGGAUUAAGCUGGUGGUAGAUCGUGAGAAUGAGACCAGCUCCACAGGAGAGGAGAGCACCACAGACACACAGCGAAACCGACUCCCCAACAGCCACAGCAACAUCAACGGGAACGUCUAUCUCGCACAGAACGGCACCAUCGUCCGAACUUGGCGGCCACCCCACCCAAACAACUUAAAGGUGGGCUCUCCAUGCCGGCUUGGUAAGCAUUUUAAAAAACUAGACAAGUUGGGGGUGACCCAUGAAGAACCCUCAACCAUUCUUGGCCUUGAUGGCACGGAAAACAACACAGAAAAUGUAGCAGGUACAUGUGUUCCCUCUAACGUUGACAUCAACUUAAACACUCGGCCCUCCUGUGGCUCCCUUCGAUCCGCCAUCACAGAUCUUAAAAGUUUUGGGUCCAAAACCAAUAUUGCCAAGGUCUUGAAUGACAGAAACAGCAGUGGCACUUGUGUCAAUGAGGAGCAAGAGACUUCUGUUGACAACUACAAGGACAGUAGGGAGACACUGGAGUCUCACAGUGACCACACAUUAUCAGAUGAGGAAGAGUUAUGGAUGGGACCCUGGAACAGCCUGCACAUACCAAUGACAAAACUCUGACUGAUCAUGCAGAAAAUACAUUUCCUUUUUGUUAUUUUCCUAUCUUUACC